GUCCCAUAGUGCACCGGGCGUCCACCCCCAUCAGUGCGUUCCCUCUUCUCGCAGCCUGAGUUUCUGUCUAUCGGUGUUGUUGUUGAUGCGAUGAUGGCGGCAGCGGGAUGCGGAUCAGCAACCGCGGCUGCCGUUGUGGGCGCGGCGCGGGGUCGCUUCCCCGGUCGGCCUUGGUCGUCGCGGAGCCGUUUGCGUUCGGAGAAGCGAUGGCAGCUCGGCCGCUCAGGGACAGAUCUUGACGAGAUCUCCUCCAACGGAGGCCCGAGGCCCACCUGCCUGGUGCUCGCGCUGAACGAGGACCAGUCUCACUUGCGCCUUCUCGGGCUUGAGGAGAGCUACAAGAGCCUGGGAGAGGCUGGAUACAGCUCGAGUGGGAGCGAAGAGGGAGCUGAAUUCAAAGGCUUUGAAGUUCGAGAUGAAAAUAGCAGUGCCCCGGUUCGUGCUGGACGAAAAUCAUGUAAACGUGAUCGUGUUUCAGCAAAGUCGUCAAAGAGGAUACGUCAAAGACGGGCUCUUCCAGUGUCCCCUUUAGUGGGAAGCACAGGUUCACAAGAUCCUCAAAAUGAUUCAGGUUGUGUUCAGCAACUCCACAGUCAAGAGUCUCUGAAGGACAUAUCAGUAGAUGAUGGUGGUGGUGGUGGUGGUGAUGGAGGAUCAGAGAAGCGCACCAGGAGAAAAAGAGGAUUGACAAAACAGAAGACCCAGUCGACUCCGAGAAUCACAAUCAAGUUGGUGGCUAAAAAGAAAGUGGUUACAGUCCCGUCAGUGCAAUGUAAAUCUGGUAAAAAACAAAAGGAAAUCAAAUCUGAAGUUACAGAGAGUCAGUGUGCCCAAAUCUCAAGUGCUCAUGUGAAAUUAAAGACAAAUGUAGCAGCCGGUGAAUGCAGUGCUGGUGAGGCAAAGGAGGAGGUUUGCACUAGAAGGCGAGGAAGAUCUGCUGACAAAAAAUCAGAAUCCACUCCACAAACAAAUCCUGAAAAAGAGGGCAAUGAGCAAAAACUGAAGCUGAGGAAAUCAACUCGAAGGUCUCAAAAUCCACUGCCCAGUGAAAGUAUAGAGCCAAAACCUGAUGAAAAGUCAGCAAUAGAAGCAUCAGAGGUAAAUAAGCUUGUGAUUAUGAGGCAGCGCAGAAGGUCCUCAAAUGUUCCACAGGAAUCUCGUGACCAGAGUUUAGUAGAGUCGCUGUUGGAGGUCUCCACAAUUGAUGAAUCCAGGCCACUUUCAAAGAAGAAAAAAGAUAAAAAGAAGAAGAAAAAUCGCAAAGAAUCUGAAAGGAAACAAGAGCCUCAUUCACCAUCAGCAAAAGAUCUUGGCCCUUCAGCUGAUGAUCCUCAAAAGCUCGCUUUCGACAAUGAUUUUGUCGGAAUUCCAGGUCUAAAACUAACCAGGAUACGAAACCCAAAAGCCCGGUCUCGCAAGAAACGCUGCAAGUUUGUGUGGACUCUCACUCUGGUGAAAAGCAAAAGCAAAGAUUCCCAAAUCCAAGAGAAUCUAAGUAAUACUCAAGAAAGCAAAAGCAAAGAUUCCCAAGUCCAAGAUGAUCUCGGCAAAACACAAGAAAUCAAAAGCCAAGAUUCUCAAAUCCAAGAGAGUCCAAGCAAAGUAGACGAAAGCCCCAGUACAGAGGCAGAACUUCCUCCUAAAUGUGACGAGGAAGUAGAUGUUUCUACAGAAGCAGAAUCCACAUCCACUCCUUCCAACAUUUUGGAAACUGGCUCUUCGCAGGAGUCACAAAACGUAGAGAACACUGUCGGUGCUGUAAUUCCCGAAAGCACAGAGAACCCCGUGGCCAUUGAGAAGGUUGAGGAAACCCCAGAAAAGGAAAGCGAGGGGGUUCUUGAAAGGUCAGAAAUUGCAACAGAAGCACAUCCAGAAGAGGCCACUCAGACGGACCCUGAAGAUCUGAUCAGUAAGGAUACUGUUCCACCACUUCAAAUCAAAGUUGUCUCCUCACCAGGUAAAAAAAACAGUCUAAAGCAGUCCUUUUUAAUUCAGCAAGUCACAACCUCACCUGAAAGAAAAGAGCCCUCAAAAGUUGAAGACCCUCAGCAUUCAGAGAAGAGUGAGAAUGUGUUGGAAAUUACUGCUGCCACUGCCACCCCACAAGUAAGGAAAAGGCAACAUCAAAACACUGCUCGGAAGAAGCGUGCAAAACAUAAACACUGGACAAUUUACAGGCGAAAAUGUAAAUUGAAUGCAUCUCAAGAAAACCCCACUUCUGAAACUGAAACCGAAUCUCAGGUGGAGGAAUCACCAGUAUCACCAACAGCAGUCCCAGCACCUGUAGAAUCCAAACCAAAUAGGCAUUCAAGUGAAGUUAUGCAUAAAAUAGGUAAAAGGUCAGUUCCACCAACUACAGAACCAUUACCUGAAGCCGCCAAACCUCAGGUCAUCGAACAAAGUGUUGAAUCACCUCCAACCAACCCAUUUCUUGGGACAGAACCCCAGCCAGAAAUAAAACUUGAGGCACCAUCGAUUGAAACUGAAGAGGUUCUAGUAUUAGAGCCUUCCGUAAAAGAUCACCCACAGGUGCUUCGUCCUUCUCGCAGACGAAUGAAACGGGUCAAACGAAGACGAAAAUCUUUGAUUGGCCGGCGGAUUAAAAACUCAAAAUUGCAAAAGAAGGAGUUGUUUGAGGUUAGUGAAGAUUUCCCACCGAUAACGAGUAGUAGAAAGUCUUCUUCUGAAGUAGAAGAGCCUAAACUCUUUGGUAUAUUCUCAACAAAGUACAAGAGGAAACGAAUAUCGAGUCUUCAGUCAUUAGAGGGUAGACGGAAAAAGGCCAAGCUCUUAUCAAAGCAGCUGGAUAACACCAACGGAGAUCAGCUUUCCGAUCAGACAGAAAGGGAUUCUGUGAUUGUGAAAACUGACCAAGAUCAGGACAUCCAACAAAGCAAAACGAAGUUCAUGAAAACCAUUAGACAUUUCAUAAUGCCAGUCGUGAGCGCCCGAUCCUCUCGGGUUAUCAAAACGCCAAAGAGGUUCAUGGAUGAUCUUGGUAUGUCAGACCUUCCUCGCAAGAACUCCCAAAAGAAGCUUGGCCUACAACCAAAAUCAAAGAAGCGUGAUUCUAGUGAAAAAGGUGAACCUGAAUCCUUUCAGUCUAAGGAUGAAGAUAACGGUCUGAGUGAAGCUGAUCUUGAUUUGACUUCCACUUGGGAAUCAAAACCUAAAUCACCCGAUGACACUGAGAUCUUCAGUGAGGAGAAGCAGCCUGGGAAAAGACGAUCGCUACUCAGAGAUCCCGGUUUCAAAUGGGGAGUGCUAGAGCCUGCCAGUGACGACGUGUAUGCCUUCAAUGAAGAUCUUGACAAGGAGUUGGAUACCUUGCUAUCUGCCAAAGAUUUUACAGUGGACCAGUUUCUUGAUCCCAUCCAAAAGAAGAAAAAGUCCACCAAAUUCAAAGCGCAAUCAUCAAAAUUGAGGUUAUACAAAAAGCUUAAACUCAAACAGAGUCUGGCAAGGCGUAAAAAGGCCCCAAAGGACAAAAUGGUUCAAGUUGUAUCAUCCCCUGCUAAGACACAGAAGGAGGAGUUGGAAGAAGGUGCCAGUCUAAUAAAGUCUCUCAAAGACAUGAAGAAGGAAAAAGCAAAACUCAAGAUUGAGGAUCUCAACACCCCUGGGGUUGUUCGCAAAGUCUCCAUCUGUGUCCGAGCUCUGAGUGCCAAGCUGCUGGCGCAACACCAGGCGAAACACAUCCAAGAGGAUGACCUGCCAGAUGAGUUCUCCAUUCAUACAGACAUCUCACUUCCAAACAAAUGCAAAGACUUUGAUGAGAUGCAUCACGCAGAUUCAGAAGGGCCGGUUUCUGAGGGCUCUCCGAAACAUGCCGUUGACGUUGAGGAGAAAACUGCCAUUCAGCAUCCUCGCCUUACAGGAGCCAACAAGCGCAUGUUCAACCUCCUCAAGAAAGCCAAGGUUCAGCUCAUCAAAAUAGACCAGCAGAAACAGCUGAAAUCAUCUGGGCUCUUGCCAAUGGGUAGAAUCACUGCAACAAAGAGACCGAGACGAAAACCGAAAGAGCGGCUUGAAAAUGCCUGUCCCAACAAGACUGAAGCUUCUCCAGAGCAGGAACCUGCCAGAGGAGGGCCUCGCAUUAAGCAUGUAUGCAGAGCUGCAGCUGUGGUUUUGGGUCAGCCUCGUGCCAUGGUCCCCGACGACAUCCCCCGACUCAGUGCACUACCCCUGCACGAGAGAUCAGAUAUAUCCCCUUCACCUGCAGAAAAAGGAGUUGAGUCUCACUCUGACCCAGAAAGCCCUGUAUUACAAGAUCACAGGACACCCAAGUUUCGCCGUGGUAGGGCUCACUUGUUUGGGAACCGGUCCCGACGGUGUGGGGAGUGUAAAGGUUGUCUGCAUGAGGAGGACUGUGGCAGGUGCAUAAACUGCUUGGACAAACCCAAGUUUGGCGGCCCCAACACAAAACGGCAGUGCUGCAUAUACAAGAGAUGUGAUCAGGUUGAGGAAAGGAAGGCCUUGAGACUAAGUGGCAAGCUCCAAAAAGGGCAUGUGAAGAAGCGGCGCUCAUCGAUAAGUGCGGGGCACUCAAGUAAUGAGGAAUGUGAGGGCAGUGAUGGGAUCGGGCAAAUGUUUCCAGCCUCUCUAGGUGACAGUCCGUCUGUGCGGAAACAGCCCCGCCGACACGUAAAGCCACGUUCCUACUGCGACCUGCUGGAUUACGACUCUGACUUUGACUGGAUAGGAGGAUCAAAUUCCACCUCCCCAGCCCGCAGAAGAACUCCUGGCCUUCGCAACUCAGAUUUUGUGUCAUUCGACGACUUCAUUGGCGAUGCUUUUGAUGAGGGAGUGCGGCAUCGCAGACCAAGCUUCCACAAGGUUCCACCCAUUAAACGGAAAGUUGAGAAGAGCCCUCAGGAACAGACGCCGCCCAGCAUCCUUGCAGCCCUCGCCAAUGGUUUUGCAGAGAGAGAACAGGAGCCCGCAGAGCCCACACACAAGAUCCGUGUUGAUUUUAAGGAGGACUGUAGUGUGCAGAGCGUGUGGGCGACAGGAGGUCUGAGCAUCCUUACUUCUGUACCCCUCGUACCCCAGUAUGUCUGCCUGCUGUGUGCCAGUAAAGGCCAACAUGAGAUGCUGUAUUGUCAGGUCUGCUGUGAGCCUUUCCAUCGCUUCUGCUUGGACCCUUCAGAGCGCCCACUGGAGGAGAACAAGGAGAACUGGUGCUGUCGGCGCUGCAAGUUCUGCCGAGUUUGUGGAUGCAAGAAUAAAGAAUCCAAGCCUCUGCUGGAGUGUGAAAGGUGUCAGAAUUGUUAUCAUCCUGCCUGUCUGGGUCCCAACUACCCCAAACCCAACAAACGUAAGAAGCCUUGGGUUUGUAUGACAUGCAUCCGGUGCAAGAGUUGUGGUGUGACCCCAGGAAAGAGCUGGGACACCGAGUGGAAUCAUGACAAGGGUCUGUGUCCUGACUGCACUAGGUUGUUUGAUCAAGGUAACUACUGCACCAUGUGCUUCAAGUGUUAUGAAGAUAAUGACUAUGAUAGCCAGAUGAUGCAGUGCUCCACAUGUAACCACUGGGUCCAUGCUAAAUGUGAAGGCCUCACAGAUGACUUGUAUGAAAUCUUGUCGAGUCUGCCUGAGAGUGUGGUGUACUCCUGUCAGCCGUGCUUACAAGAGCAGCCUGAUGGAGAGGACGUUAAUGGAGCAAGUUGGAGGGAACUGCUCGACCACGAGCUGAAGACCGGUUUAGAGAGGGUGCUGUCUUGCCUGCUGAGUUCCAGCCUCACUAAGCACCUGGUCACCUGCAAGAAGUGCACUACAGUGGGUUCCCUGAACACUGUGGAUGAAAAUUUGCCUGUCUGUGACUUCAGUGCUAUUGGAAAGAAGUUUGAUGAAGGCCUGUACACAUCCUUGAAAUCCUUUCAUGAGGAUGUGGUGAAAGUAAUUCGCAAUUACUUGGAAGAUGAGGAAUUUUUACCGGAGGACCAAAGACCCACUGCCCUUUCCCGCUCGUAUUACCUGAAGCUCUUAGAGGAAGUUUAUGCAUGGUUUAACAGUCAGGACCCUAAAAUAUGGGAUCCACGCUCCAAACAUCUGCCAGCCGGUAUGCUUUCACAUGCUGUGAUGCCACCAAAUUAUGAACAUGUUUAUGCUCAAUGGCGUGAGAGAGAUGGAUGUCAUAAGGCUUUAGACGGCGCCCCACAGAUGACUGGAAGAAACAUGGACGUUAAAUUGAGAGAAGAAGAGGAUGUGUCCACACCUUUAGCUUAUAACCUUAAAGGAUACUUUAUGGACACAAGGGCGUUACAAAUGAAUCUGAAAGGGAAGAAGCGUCGGCCUGCUAAAUCCGACCUGGACACAGGUUUGGACGACGAGAGACAGUGCGCUCUGUGCCAAAAAUACGGUGAUGCAAAGGCCAGUGAUGCAGGGAGGUUGCUCUAUCUAGGGCAGAAUGAAUGGGCUCAUGUAAAUUGCACCAUGUGGUCUGCAGAGGUGUUUGAGGAGGACAAUGGCUCACUUCUGCAUGUUCACAGUGCUGUUGCACGAGGUCGUCUGAUGCGCUGUGAACGGUGUAACGGAACUGGGGCAACAGUAGGUUGCUGCCUUACUUCGUGCCAGAGCAACUACCACUUCAUGUGCGCCCGCUUUCGCAACUGUGUCUUCCAGAAUGAUAAAAGAGUUUUCUGUCACAAGCAUCGUGACCUUAUAAGUGGAAAAAUCAUCACUGGUCAAGGGUUUGAAGUACUUCGGAGAGUUUAUGUGGAUUUUGAAGGGAUUAGUUUUCGCAGAAAGUUUUUGACUGGAUUGGAGCCGGAGUCAAUCAAUUUAAUGAUAGGUUCUUUGCUAGUAAAAAAGCUUGGAAAGCUGAGUGAAUUAUCUGCCUGUCAUGGAAAACUUUUCCCCGUGGGUUAUGAAUGCUCUCGCUGGUAUUGGAGUACUGUAAACCCCUUACGUCGAUGCAAAUACACAUUUCGUGUUAGGGAGGUUCAGCCAACUGUUCAGGAAAAACCAGUGGAAGAGUCGCCCGAUCAGGGAAAAAAUUGCACAAUUGCCCAUAGCCCAUGGCCCCAGUCAGAAUCUGAAGCCCCGGGAGUGGAUUUGUCUUCAACUAAUCCUUCCACUGAAACAAAUUCCACCUCGGUAUCUGUCUUUGCCAAACCGGACCUUGGUGCUCGUCCCAAAAUCCCUUUAUACCCCCAGAACAGAAGACCUGCUGGAGGACUAUCCAGACCACUGCCUUCUCCAGGAGCUGCCCCAUCCAAACCUCACCACAUUCUGACUAUUAGUGAUUUGGAUGACACUCGAAGGCCACGACGGCAUAGCCCACACACCCAGAAUAGUGGUACCCGCAGUCACAUGACCUCCCCUACUCUUGGAUCCCCUGCAGCCCCAAUUGCAUCUAGAGCAGGUGGUUCCCACCACCCUAAAACCUCCCAGCCUACCUCCCCAGUUUUCCCCCUUGGUGCUACUGAAAACCUGCUGACCUCUUCAUCAGCUCGUCCUGUCGGUCGAAGUGCUUCCUCAGUCCGGGGUUCUGGGAUAUUGACACCCCAUUCUACCUCAGGACUAUUUUCACAGUCCACAAGGCAAGGUGGCAUUGGCAGCACCCCUUGCACCAACCGAUCCCUCACCUCUCCCACCCACCUCUCCACAAGACCAAGGCCUUUUGAUUUUAAUCAGAUAGACUCUGUUGAACUUCCACAUAAUUUUAUAGCAUCACCACGGGAGCAUCCAGCAGGAAAUGGUGCCUUGCCAUUAGGAGACACUUUGGGUACACAAAAAGGUAAUCAUCUAGGCAGUGACAGGGAUUUCCCUUACACAUCCUUCCACUUAGAAGCGGACCUGACUGUGGCACCUGAGCUGAGAACUGAGCUUGAAAUUGAAGAAACCGAGCUGAAUGAAGGUGUAGCUAUGAACUGCAGUGCGCAAAUUGUAGUUGAAGGUGAAGACAACCAGGAAGACUUCUGGGAACCAGAUGAAGAGAACUCCACAAUGUCUACCCAGAGAUUGUCUUGUACUGUUGAUCCUUGUAGGGAAGACUGGGGUAAUAGUUCUUCUGAUGAGGACAUGGAAAACUACAUCAACUUCACUCGCACGGUGGUUACUUGCAAGGCUCAAAGGGAUGCCUCUCAGACAUCUACAUCUCCAUCUCCAUCUUUAAGGCAGAUUUCACAACUUGAUGGUGUGGAUGAUGGGACAGAGAGUGAUACAAGUGUGGCUAAAAAUGAUAACCAGGGUGUGAAAUUGUCAAAUCAAGGCCAAAAGCCACACAAACCGCUCAACGCUGUGCCUCAUGAACAGACCGCUAGCAAUAGGCUAUGUUUGGCAUUUCCAAGUCCUGUUUCUGAUAUUUCUUCAAUUCGGUUGGAACCCGUGUCCAACUCGGAGGCUGUUGCUUAUCAAGAUUCUUUUGGUGUAACUCAAACAUUGCAAUCAAACCCUAUGGUGGUUGUACACACACAAGACACACUGACUAAUUUUGUUGACCUAAAGCCUUCAAACCCUGCAUUUUCUACAUAUGGUAAUGAUUACCAAGCCCCUCAUUUAAUAAUAGAACCAGAGACACCCUUAAUUCUUGAGAGAUGUGAUCCUCUUUCACCAAAUGCACAUUUUACAGAGUUGGUCCCAGUCCAGGAUUCCCUGAGUGACCCACCUGACUCUAAAGAAUGGUAUUUGGAUCCUAGUAGUGGCCACUUUGUGUCAUCUAUGGCUGACUCUAGAGUUUACCAAAACAACCACUUGCAAGAUGAUUCUCCUGACCUAAUGGAAGUUAAUGGAAUUCAGAAUCUACAGCAACAAAAUCCUGUUCCUUUCACGGUGUUAUCCAAAUCUGCAUCAUCUUCUGAACUUUUAUCUUCUGAUUCCUCUGCACAUGUUUCUUUUGCAACAUUCCCAAAUCAGACACCUUCUGCAAAUGUUUCCUUGUUCCCUGUCCAAACUCCUGAGGGUAAGACGGUCUUGCCACCCAUGGAGAGUUUCAGAACCAAAUUACACCCAACUGCUGAACCAAGGCAUCCUGUCCCUUCAGUUCCUGGAGGGGCAAUGCCAUGUGUUCCCACAAAUUUGCCACAGAAACCAGAGUCUAUGCUGACUGUACCAUCAGCCACUGGGGUACCCCUUGGGACUUAUGGGCCAGUUUCAGGUACAGUGUCUGUCCCGUUGCAUCCCACUUACCUGCAGCCUAUCGGCUCUACAACAGUUGGCAUAGUCUCCACCUCCUCCUCUGUAACUUCUCAACCAUCAGCUCAGUGCCAAGCAAUGCCUUCUGCUAUUCAGCCAGCCUCUGCUCCAGGUGUCAUCAAUGGGUACAACACCACACCUAUGCAAAGAGAAACAGCUCUAGGACGAACAAUUUCCAUCAAUUUUUCAACCCCCAGAUCAACAAUUGAACCCCAACAACAGUUGGUUACCCAAGCAUUACCAGGUCAUGCUAUUCUUACCGUAAAGGAGGUUGGUGGACCCAAUGUGGAUCCUACACCACAUGUUUUACUUGUUAAUCGUCUUGGUCAGAUUUUUGUCAAAAACCCUGAAAGCGACACCUUCCAGCUGCCGACACCAAAUUCCCCUUCAUAUAACUGUGUUACUCAAAUCGCCAGCCUCUUGCAAAGCAAUGCCUUAUCGGCAACACUUGCAGCAGCUGGGAACUUGACCCCAGUUGCAGGUGCCACCAUUCCAACCCAAGUCCCCCAAAUUGUGACCCCAUUGGUACAGACCUCCAACACCAUUACACAGCUGCUUACCACUAGUACUAAUGGAGCAGCUUCAAUACCAGCAGAUGUUAAAAAGCCACAUAGGAAUGCCAAAGAUUCUGGAGAUAGAUUGAAAAAACCAAGGAAUAAGAAGGAGUGUUCCACACCUAGAAGGACGAAGUCUGCUAGCACACAUGGCCCUUCUAGCAAACAAUCUACGAGUCAAAUAGCAACCUCCUCAGAUAUAUCUAAUCAAGCAGAUUGUGCCCAAGCUAUCAUCAACCAAGCUAUGGCUGGAUAUUAUGAUCCCAACAAGACUGUUUCCCUAAUUCCCUCAUCACCUCGUAACAGUACCAUUAUUGGGCGAACUCAGACAACAAGUUCAGUAGUUUUACCAGAAGGACUCCUUGUCGAACCAGAGAUGAAGGCUUCCCCACCAGCGACACCAGAAGCAGCACCUCGACCAAAACAGGUUCGAAUGAAAAGAGUGUCCUCUUUAUCUGACCGUUUUGCCACCAAGAAAUCAAAAUCUGACUUUUUAGACCUGGACCGCCCUAGUGGAUUGGAAGAACCACGCAAGUCAAACUCCGUAUCAGCCAGGUAUGGAGUUCGCAUUAAAACCCCAACCGUCAAGGGAAUUCUAGACUGUGACAAGCUGAAUGAAGAGCGAAGUAGUGACUCUGAGAGUGCAAGGCCUGGACCUUGGGAUCGUCUUUCGUUGCCUCGUGGUGGAGACAGCAACAAGCCAGCAACCUGGGAUCCUGCUAACCGUAAUGCACUGUCUGACUGGAACAAAUACUCAGGGAUGCUGUCCUGUUCAGAUGAUGAGAUGCCUCUCUUGGAUGGUGAAGAGCAUAGUCCUCCCAGCCGGAAGUCUACCUUUGAUAUGUUCAACUUCCUGGCGUCACAGCAUAGACAGCUUCCUGACACCGACCUGUAUGAUGAGGAGGAGGAUGAGGUUCUUCUAAAAUCCACCAGGCGUGCAACAAGUUUGGAGCUUCCGAUGGCAAUGCGCUUUAGACAUCUAGAGAAGACAUCCAAGGAAGCGGUUGGUGUCUACAGGUCUGCGAUUCAUGGAAGAGGUCUGUUCUGCAAGCGAAACAUCGAGGCAGGAGAGAUGGUCAUUGAGUAUUCAGGCAUCGUCAUUCGUUCUGUUCUUACAGACAAGCGAGAGAAGUAUUAUGAUGGCAAGGGCAUUGGUUGCUAUAUGUUCCGCAUCGACGACUUUGACGUGGUAGACGCCACGAUGCACGGUAACGCGGCGCGGUUCAUCAACCACUCCUGUGAGCCAAACUGCUACUCUCGAGUCAUCAACGUGGAGGGUCAGAAGCACAUAGUCAUUUUCGCUUUGCGGAAAAUCUACCGUGGAGAGGAGCUGACCUAUGACUACAAGUUCCCCAUAGAAGAUGCCAGCAACAAGCUCGGCUGCAACUGUGGUGCUAAGCGCUGUCGGCGCUUCUUAAACUGAAGAGCAGUGCUGGAGAAGUCGAUGGAGUUUGACGGGUAAAAACGGUGGACCGAGGCUUGACGUGUAAAGGGGGUCCAUGCCGAAGGUUUCAAAGCUUAACAGUCACCACUUUAAUGUCAAAGUCGUUCAACAGGCAUAUACAAGCGCCACCAACUGUUGUGGAGCCAUUCACGCCCUUCAACCAGGAUUCCUCCCGAUCAGUUGACAUUCAGUCCAGUAGAGCAGAUGAGAUGGGAGCAUGAGUGAUGAUGUCUGGUAACACGGCCAAGGCCUUUUCAAGAACAUUUCCCACCAUGCUGCAUCAUCUUUGCUUUAUUAAAAGUUUUAUCGGAAUAUUAGUGGGUUUUGAAAUGAGUCUUGGUUUCGGUCAUAGCAUUUUUUUUUUUAAACCUGGCACGAAUAACUCUAGGCAGAGUCCUUGUAUAUUUUGCAACAAAAUUGUGACUACUCUUAAAUUAUUUCCGCAGGCUUUUUUAUGCUUUCCAAAAGCUGGAACACGCUGCCAAGAGUUUGGGCGUUCUGUUGCAAUGAAUAACCUUUAAGUUCCAAACAACCUCCCUCUUUCUCCACCCUUGAGCUGACCUCAAAUUGCUGGAUUCUUACGAUCUAAACAAAAUCACCUCUGUGCUUGAGAAGCAUUUUACUGUGCGGACCACAUAGUGUGUGAAAGCUUAGCGGCAGUGAAGAUACUGUAAAAACAUGCAUAUUACUAAUGAAAUGAUGUGAACGUAUUCAGAUCUGUAUCUUGUCAAUCUUAUUUUAGAUCACACUUUCGUGUUUAGCUUAGAAAGACUCCCACUUCUCAGGACAACACUGUAAACCCCUCAGAACGACCCAUGGAUCCACUCCUUGCAAAUGGCAGUCAGUAAGAGACGCAGUCAGUGCGUUUUACACUUGUCUGUGACCGCUUUCUUUCGCUUGAAAACUCUUUUAAUCUACUCAAAGGCUUUAUUUUUAAUAAUUUAUUUUCGUUGUAUUUUUACAGGCAGGUCUGACUUUUCAUUCUGUUUUUGUGGGCUUGUUCUGUGGUGUAACUGUAUAAGCGUUUUUUUAAACUUGAUGGCCUCCUCCAUGGUGCUAAGCCCAACAUGAAUCCUAAAGAGGAUCAAAUCCAUACUUCCUCUGUUUCAUGUCAUGUCAGAGAUCCGAUGCGAGCUGGAGUUGAUGCACCCCGUUACUAAAAUAGCAAAGCCAACCAUACACGCUUUCCAACAAUGAGCCCAUAAAUGUCAAAGAUGUGUUGAAAUUCGGAGUACUCAUAAGUGGCAACGCUUUAGCAUGUUUGUGCUUUUUAUACCUCUUGAGAGACUUGUUUCGAAACAAAAUCAUGCCUGAGUGGAUAUUUGUGUUUCUUUUCGUCAUGUAGUAGAAGACACUACUUAAGCUAAUCGUGACUAAACGCAUCCUCAUUGCGUCAAGGUGUGAUGACGUUGUGGAUUGUUCCUGCAAUAAAUCAUUUUUUGCCACAAUUGCACAUACAAUUGGAGCUCUACAUUUAUCUAGGGAGUUAGAAACUGCUUAAAGUGUCCUAGAGACGUAGGAGCGUGAAGGCGAUGUAUACUGGUGACUUACAAAAUCUAUAUAUAUAUAUAUAUUUAUAGAAGAGUUAUUGAAACAGUUUUUCAGUAGACGGUGGCACUCGGCACCUUAAUUUUCCUUGAAAGAUUUGGGAGUUGGUUCUCUUCUUCAUGCAGGAGAAAAAUCAACAAGCUGAUGCCAUCGUUCGGACUGUAAGGGCGUUCUGUUUAUUCCUGUUUAACUUUAUGGGAGUUUUUACCCAAAGGUCUGUGCUUUUUGUAUGUGACCACAGUCUUAUCAGAGUUUUCUUCAGGGUUUUUUUUUUUUUUCUUCCCCAUUUUCUUUAACUUGAACAUUGAGGAUGAGUUCUUGCAACGUGGCCUUUUUACGAGGUGAUGUUUUGAGCCAGCUGUUUGUUUUAAAUGUUUUAGUUGUCUGAUUUUAUUUGACGUUCUCAAAGGAGAAGUUUCCUCCCACUAAAUCACGUUGUCGUCUCCUGCUUUUUCCAUAUUCUGUGUGUUUGUGUGGAGGGGGAAUCUCCAUCAAGAUCCUGAAAUUUAGCAUCUCUCAGAUUUUAAUCAAACCACCCCAGACUUGCAAGGAUUCUACCUCAAGCUGUUCAGACAACAUCAAGUAAUACUAAUGCAAAACUAGAUUUGCUUGGUCUGUUCUGUCAUGCAGAGUUGGCUUGUGUGCAAUGAAGGAUGCAAAGCACUAGUCAGGACCUCCUGUGAUAAUGCAUCUCCCAGAGCUUCUUGGGAAAAGAAAAUCUGUGUUCCUUUGUAGGUUAUUUUAAAAAAACAACAACAACGUUGUGUUGAAAAAGACUUAAAAUGGAAAAAAAAACGUGUCUUUGCUACCUUGUACAAACGACCCCUAAGUUUGUAAAUAGUUGUAUACAUAUUUCUAAACCCGUUUAAUUUUUCUAUGCACUUUUUUUUAUUUAUAAUGUUUUUGCUUAAUAAAGAUGUACAAUGUUUGAACAAA
Molecule: messenger RNA, 13620 nt
Organism: Sinocyclocheilus anshuiensis
Lineage: Eukaryota; Metazoa; Chordata; Actinopteri; Cypriniformes; Cyprinidae
Product: histone-lysine N-methyltransferase 2B-like
Exons: 36
Coding region: 91-11115 (3674 amino acids)
Biological process (GO): positive regulation of DNA-templated transcription
Cellular component (GO): histone methyltransferase complex; nucleus
Molecular function (GO): histone H3K4 methyltransferase activity; protein binding; DNA binding
Source: RefSeq, a predicted model, not a curated record